Messenger RNA from Sander lucioperca (pikeperch), 1662 nucleotides. It is a transcript of the gene pld3, whose product is annotated as phospholipase D family, member 3. The transcript is spliced from 12 exons. NCBI's taxonomy places the organism in Eukaryota, Metazoa, Chordata, Actinopteri, Perciformes, Percidae. The coding region runs from base 171 to 1646 and encodes 491 amino acids. The record is from RefSeq and is a predicted model, not a curated record. Gene Ontology annotation, molecular function: catalytic activity.
AACAACAACAACCGCAAAUGUGAUUGUGUGUAAAGAACAGACGUCGACGCUUGUAUAUGCGGGAUUUUAAUGAACCUGGACGCACGAAAAUCAGAGCUGCGGAGCAUCAUCUGAUCUGAGUUGAAACUACUUAAUCUAUCAAAUCGGAUGUCAAUCGGUCUUCUUCCACAAUGAAGACGGACAUCGCUUACAACCAGCUGGUGGACGUGGAGAGGAGGAGACAGGAAUCCAACAGGAAAGCCCAGGUGUAUUCCAGGUGUGUGAUCGCUCUGGCCACUGUGGCCACUCUGCUGCUGGCCGCCAUGGCCCUCUAUAACCUCCUGACACCGAGGGUUUCCUCCUCCCAUCCUUCCCCGAGCAGCAGCAGCAGCAGCAGCAGCAGCAGCCUCCGUCUGCCCAAGGGCGAGUCCUGCUCAGACCCCUGCAAGAUCGUUCUGGUGGAGAGCAUCCCUGAAGGGCUGGAGUUUAACUCCAGCACCACUCACCCCUCCAUCUUCCAAGCCUGGAUCAGUCUGAUGGCCGAGGCUCGCAGCAGUGUCGACAUCGCCUCCUUCUACUGGACGCUCACUAACAAAGACACUGGCACUCAUGAGCCGACAGCCAAUCAGGGUGAGACCAUUCUGAAGACACUAGCUAAACUUUCCGGCAAGUUGUCUGUUCGUAUCGCAGUGAACACGCCACAGAAGAGUCAACCACAAGGCGACCUCCGACUGCUCAACGACUCAGGUGCUAAUAUCAGGACAGUUAACAUGAGAGAGCUCACUUCAGGCGUCCUCCACACAAAGUUCUGGGUUGUGGACAAGAAACACAUUUACAUUGGCAGUGCCAACAUGGACUGGAGGUCCCUCACACAGGUGAAGGAGCUGGGCGCGGUGGUCUACAACUGCAGCUGCUUGGCCGCCGACCUGGGGAAGAUCUUUGAAGCCUAUUGGUUCAUGGGGGAGAGUCAGUCCAUCCCAUCGCCGUGGCCCACCAGCUUCUCAACCCUCUACAACAAGGACACGCCCCUCCAGCUGCUACUCAACAACACGCCGUCCGACGUCUACCUGUCGAGUUCCCCUCCGUCUUUCUGUGCAGCCGGCAGGACUUCAGACCUUCAGUCCAUCCUCAGUGUGAUGGAGGAUGCCCAGAGCUUCAUCUAUAUCGCUGUCAUGAACUACCUGCCCACCAUGGAGUUUUCACAUCCUAAAAGGUACUGGGCUGACAUCGACACCCAGCUGAGGCGCGUCGUGUACGAGAAGCGGGUCAAAGUGCGUCUGCUGAUCAGCUGCUGGGCCAGCACCCAACCGAUCAUGUUUCCUUUCCUGAAGUCUCUGGCCUCAGUUUAUGACCCCAAGAGCAAACUGGACAUCCAGGUGAGGCUAUUUGUGGUGCCUGCCAGUCCCAAGCAGAAGGAGAUUCCCUUUUCCAGAGUCAACCACAACAAGUACAUGGUGACUGACAAGAUAGCCUACAUCGGUACAUCUAACUGGUCAGGGGACUACUUUGUGAGCACAGCUGGCUCAGCAUUGGUUGUCAACCAGACCGCAUCACAGUCCCCGGAGCCAACCGUCCAAUCACAGCUGCAGGCUCUGUUUGAGAGGGACUGGAACUCUGAGUACAGCACUCCUCUCACCCAGCACUCAAACGUCAAAGACUUGUGUUAGAUUCCACAGUAUUACA